UGACCACGAAUGAAAUUAAAUAUUUUUAGUGACCAAACAUGAACAUUUUUAACAAUUUCAGUGACCAAAGUUGCAAUUUACCCUAUUUUAAAAUAUAAAAAAUUGACUACUAAUUGUAAUUUACCCUCAUGUUUUAACCCAAUAACUUUUAGGUUCUUAAGUUUUGAGGUUUAAGACCUAAACCCACAACGGCCACAUGGGAAUGGACGGGUACGUUGUUGUUCCGGCGGACCCGGCCGUAGAGAUGACGCCGCCGCCUCCUGCAGCGGUAGUGAUCGCUGCCGUGAAGAAGAAGACUCAGCCGGCGACUAGUUGGAUUCUCGUCGAUUCCGCCGGCGAAGGCACCAUCCUCGACGCCGACAAACAUGCCAUCAUGCACCGCGUCCAGAUUCACGCGCGCGAUCUCCGGAUUCUCGAUCCUCUGCUGUCUUACCCUUCCGCAAUUCUCGGCCGAGAGAGGGCCAUCGUUCUCAACUUGGAGCACAUCAAGGCGAUCAUCACUGCUGAGGAGGUCUUGCUGAGAGAUCCAUCGGAUGAAAAUGUUGUUCCUGUUGUCGAGGAGCUUCAGAGGCGAUUGCCGCCUGCAAGAGAAGGCCAAGUGAGUGGAGAAAACCAUGGCACCCAGCAAACUGAUGUUGAUGGGGGUGAAGAAGAUGAAUCUCCUUUUGAAUUCCGUGCUCUGGAGGUCGCUCUGGAAGCCAUUUGUAGCUUUCUAGCUGCAAGGACAACAGAAUUAGAGACUGCUGCUUACCCUGCAUUGGAUGAACUAACUUCAAAGAUUAGCAGUCGCAAUUUGGAUAGAGUUCGUAAAUUGAAGAGUGCAAUGACAAGGUUGACUGCCCGGGUCCAGAAAGUCCGAGAUGAGCUUGAACAAUUACUGGAUGAUGAUGAUGAUAUGGCUGACCUUUACUUGUCGAGGAAGUUAGCUAGCUCUUCACCAACUAGUGGCUCUGGUGUCAAUUGUUUUGCUGCUUCCCCCACCAUAGGUUCAAAAAUCUCUAGGGCUAGCAGAGCAAGCAUGGUGACAGUUCAUAGUGACGAGAAUGAUGUGGAGGAGCUUGAAAUGUUGUUGGAGGCUUACUUUAUGCAAAUUGAUAGCACAUUGAACAAAUUAACCACGUUGCGAGAAUACAUAGAUGACACUGAGGAUUACAUCAACAUUCGGGUGAGCUGUGUGAUGAUUGAAACUCAGUAAUCAUUGAAAUAAUAGCUUUUUGCUUUGAUGCAUUUCUCAUAGUGAAAUCUUAUGCAUCAUCCUUUUUGUCUUGCAGCUUGACAACCAUCGAAACGAGCUUAUUCAGCUGGAGUUGUUUCUCAGCGCCGCAACUGUAUGUUCGUCAAUAUAUUCUUUGGUGGCCGGAAUAUUUGGCAUGAACAUCCCUUUCACAUGGAAUGUGGGCUAUGGAUAUGUAUUCAUUUGGGUGGUAGUAUUAACAGGUAUUUUGUGUCUAAUUGUGUUCCUGGGAAUCAUGUCCUACGCACGGUACAAGGGCCUGAUUGGAUCUUGAAGUUGCCUGCGCUGCAUAUUGGCCCUUGGUGAUGAUAUAUCCUCUGUUUAUGAUCACGGUUGGGAAGGCUAUCUGAGCUUUCGUCCGGCAUGAAGAUGUCAACUCUGAUUCUCUUACCGCCAACUGCUCUACCGGAGUUGGGAUGUCAUUAACAAGUUGGGUCUGAUCAUGUCAAGCCGAGUUGUAAGGGCUUGCUAGACGCCUUCUGGACUUUUUUUGCAGGUGUCAAUCUUGGAGAAAGACGGCAGUCAACGUUCGGAGCUCUGUCGCAUCCACAGAAGCUAAGAAUCACCUGUUGAACUUGGCUCCAAUAACUCUCAAACAAAGCAAAACAACUGUAGAACAGCAGCAGCAGCGGGUGUCAGCACAUUCAGACGACGGCAGCACCAAUAUGGGCGUGAAUUAUUCCAUAGAUAUGUGACAUUAAAUAUGGAGCAGCUAGUAUAAAGACGUUGGGCUAGUAUGACAUUAAACAUUAUACAGUAUGCAGUAUUAUAGACCAUUAUGGCAUUUAGAUAUCAGGACUACUAUAACCAGUGACUGUGCAUGUGUACAGUAGUCGUCAUGCUUGUCAAACCAUUGGUAUGCCGGCCAGCGUAAUCAGGUUCCGCCGAUAUUGAUACAAACCGGCUAAGACCAUUGGUAUAAAGUUGUAGUCAAAAUCGGUUAAAAAAGGUAGAAGUCGGAAAAAAAAGAGUGU
Messenger RNA from Linum tenue, 2208 nucleotides. NCBI's taxonomy places the organism in Eukaryota, Viridiplantae, Streptophyta, Magnoliopsida, Malpighiales, Linaceae. The record is from the annotation of a GenBank genome assembly.